Messenger RNA from Rubroshorea leprosula, 588 nucleotides. Lineage: Eukaryota; Viridiplantae; Streptophyta; Magnoliopsida; Malvales; Dipterocarpaceae. The record is from the annotation of a GenBank genome assembly.
UUCAACCAACAAAAAAAAAUGUGGGGCCCACCUCCUGCAAAAAUCACUAUCUUCUCUCCUUCUUCCCAUUCACACCCUGGGUUCUUUGAACCCCAGGUGCUGGGUUCCCUCGAACCCGUGCCUGGGUUCCUUCAAGAACCCAGUUGCUGGGUUCUUCAAGGAACCCAGGCGCGGGUUCAAGGGAACCCAACGCCUGGGGCGCUGGGUUCCCUCGAAACCGCGCCUAGGUUCCUUCGAAGAACCCAAGUGUGGGUUCUUCGAACCCCAGGCACUGGGUUCCCUCGAACUCGCGCCUGGGUUCCUCGAAGAACCCAGCAGCUGGGUUCUUCAAACCCUAGGCGCGGGUUUCCCUCGAACUCGCGCCUGGGUUCCUUGAAGAACCCAGCAGCUGGGUUCUUGAAGGAACCUAGGCGCGGGUUCGAGGGAACCCAGUGCCUGGGGUUCAAAGAACCCAGGGGUGUGAAUGGGAAGAAGGAGAGAAGAUGGUGAUUUUUGCAGGAGGUAGGCCCCACAUUUUUUUUUUGUUGGUUGAAAUCUGACGUGUUUUAAUGACAUGGUAUUGAUCUGUAAUAAUUUUUGACAUGUCAU